Messenger RNA from Geosmithia morbida, 2094 nucleotides. RefSeq lists its product as uncharacterized. Gene Ontology annotation, molecular function: zinc ion binding; DNA-binding transcription factor activity, RNA polymerase II-specific. The record is from RefSeq and is a predicted model, not a curated record. The transcript is spliced from 3 exons. Gene Ontology annotation, biological process: regulation of DNA-templated transcription. NCBI's taxonomy places the organism in Eukaryota, Fungi, Ascomycota, Sordariomycetes, Hypocreales, Bionectriaceae. Bases 1 to 2094 code for a protein of 697 amino acids.
AUGUCUCCAGACGGACUGCGCAUCCGCCUCGCCUGCGCCGCCUGCACCCGCCGCAAGGUCAAGUGCUCCAAGACGGUGCCCUGCACCAACUGUGUCCGGAGGUGCGCCACCAGCAGUCCCGUAAUCUCGGACGAAGUCGACGGAUUGAAACUCAGAAUCAUGGAGCUCGAGGCUAAGCUCCGAUACACCUCGCCCAUAUCUCAGCCUUCACCGUCCGGCCGGACCGCGGUACCGCCGGCGGAAGAGGAAGUCGACGACGACGGCGGCGACGACCAUGAUGGCGACGACCGUGAUGGCGACGACAAUGAUGGCGACGACCCCCGAGACGACGACCCGCGCCGUGACUCGGUCGCCGAGGAUGCCGCCUCCAUACUCGAGUUCCUGGCGUGGGGACGGAGGAAGAACCCCGAGAGCGUGUGCCGCCCCGCGACGUCACCCGAGGCCGUCUCCAGGGAUAUCCCCAUGCACCCGGAAUUCGCAGACACGUCCGCCGCCGCCGAGCAUGAGCACGGCCACAUCCCGUCCACCGCGGUCCUGCAGCUCCUCCUGCCCGACCAGCGACGGGUGUGGCAGCUGGUGGACUGGCACUCGCGCUGCCUCCUGUGGUACCACUGCUCGUACUACGCGCCCACGCUCCGACGGCAGCUCUCGGCUUUCUACUCGCAGCACGGCGGCCGCGUGUCGGACCCGGGGGUGGACCUGCAGUGGGUAGCGUUCCUGUUCGCCGUGCUGGCGGGGACCAUGGCCUGCGUGCCCGGCGCGACGGCCUCGCUCUGGGGCUACCGCGACGCCGAGAGGGAGACGCUGUCGACGAGGUGGCUCCAGGCCAGCAUCGGCUGCCUGGAGCGCGCCGACUACGCGGCCAACCACUCGAUCCUGUCGGUCCAGGCCAUCGCCACGCUGACCGUGUCGGCCCACAUGCUGGGCUUCUCCAACCAGCAGUCCAUCUACCUCGCCGCCGCAGACUGGUUCAACCUCCCCUUCUCGGAGACGUACCUGAUCAACCCGCUAUACUCUCGGACCGAGAUGCCCUGGAACUGCCAUGACCACGACCACGGCGACGACGACAUUGCUGAGCCAUCUGUGACGCGGCUGGACGAGAGCAUCCCGACGGUGACGAGCUUCUCCCGGUUCCGGUGCUCCAUCGCCGCCAUCCUCCCCCGUCUGCAGGACGACCUGGAGUCGUGCAACACCCCCUUCACGCGGUACGAGCAGAUCGUCAAGUACGACAGACAGCUGCGGACUCUCGCGACGGCGGGGCGGCCGCCCUUCCUCUCCAACGGGCCCAUGCGCGCCGACUGGCCCGCAUGGGUGCCCUGGGCGCGGCGGGCCCUGGCCAUAUCGUCGUCGCACAAGAUCAUCAUGAUCCACCGCUCCUUCCUGUCCGAGAGCUUCACCAACCCGGCCUUCGCCUUCACGCGGCGCACGUGCCUGGCCGCCGCCAAGACGAUCAUCAAGGAGUACAAGUGCGUCGUCGACGAGGGCGGAGACGGGGACGGGGACGCCGGGCCCGUCAUCUGGGUCCACCAGGCCUUCUCCGUCGCCGCCGCCAUCAUCCUGGUACUCGACAUGUUUCACCGCGACCCCGACAGCGAUGUCGAGGUCCCCGAGCACAGACGUCUAGUGGAGGACGUCAUCAGGAUCCUCAGGACGUGUCGCAACAGCUCGGUCGCCGUGAGGGGCGUCAGACUGCUGUGCCGUCUGCUCGAGGAAACGGCUAGAGUCGGUGGCAGCGGUGGCAGCGGUGGCUGUAGUGGAGGAGGAGGAGGAGGAGGAGCUCGAAAGAAGCGCAAGGCAGAUGAUUGUGGUGGUGGACAGGGCCCAGCAGCAGCAGCUCACAAGAGACGUCGAGGGUUCGACGUCGACGCCUUUGUCAAGUCUUUCUGCCGAGAGCAGGAGCAGGAAGAGCAGGCCGGGACAGCUCCGCAGGCGCAGGGGACACCGACGGCCAUGAUGGAGCAGCCAUCGCUGACGACGGCACUCAUGCAGUCGUCGAUGCCGACCGAUACCUUUCCUGACGUGGACUGUUUCGACUCGAGUGGGAGUGUUGAGAAUCUGCUGUAUCUCGCCAAUCACGAUGUUUUCUCAUUUUGA